AGUAUACCGCCAUCAUAAAUAUGUUCGACACGCGCAGGCUACCGAUCGUCGGCUCGUCGCUAGCUGCAACGUACGUCGAUCGACGCUUCCCAUGGCGACCGGUGCCAGGAGCGGAAACAACGCGCGGGAGGGGACGCCCGAGAAGCUCCAGAGCGUCGCCGAGGAGCGGUUCCUCGCGGGCGACUUCGCCGGCGCCCUCCGGGUGGCGCAGGAUGCCAAGGCACUCUGCCGCAUGCCAGUCCCUUCCAGCCUCGCCCACGCCCUCGCCGCCUACGAGGUCCACGCCGCCGCUUCCGGCUCCGGCAGCAGGAACUGGUACGCUGUCCUGGGCUUAGCCUGCCGCGGCGUGACACGCGAGGACAUCAAGCGCCGGUACCGGCGGCUGUGCCUCGUCCUGCACCCCGACAAGAACCGCUCCGCCGCCGCCGACGGCGCCUUCAAGCUGCUCCAGGACGCCUGGGCCGCGCUCUCGGCGCGCCACCCGCCUGCUCCUCCUUCCGCCGACCAGAAGCCCAGCAAUCACAGCCGACCACCACCGGCCGCGGCCGCGCCCACGGAGGCCGAGAAGCGCCGCGCCAGUCCACCGGCUGCCUCCGACACGUCUUGCAGCCGGAAGCCUCGGCGGGAAGCGCCGCCGCCGCGCACAUUCCGGAGCGCCUACUGCGCCCGAUGCUAUCACGAGUUUCGCGCUCCGGGAGACGAGGAUGAUGAGGUAGAGUACUGCGGGCGGUGCCAGGAGUGGCUGAGGAACCCUAGGCGGCGUGCUCCCGCCGACGCCGACGUGGAGACGCCGCGGCAGGGCGGAUCCCGCAGCUUCUUGUGCCCUGGGGCGUGCACAGUGCCAGGGUGCCGCGGGCAGUACGUGCCGUGCAUGCUUGCCGUGGGGAUGUGGAAACUCCGGUGCCGGGUAUGCGGCCACCAGCCGGGGGGUCCACCAAUGGGUCGGGACGAUCUAUUUGACAUGUGUAUACAAAGGGCGGCUCAAAUCAUUUUACAGGAGGGACUUGCUCAUUUUGAUGAAAGAUGCUUCAUUAAUUAA
Messenger RNA from Lolium perenne, 1039 nucleotides. RefSeq lists its product as uncharacterized. The record is from RefSeq and is a predicted model, not a curated record. Lineage: Eukaryota; Viridiplantae; Streptophyta; Magnoliopsida; Poales; Poaceae.